Molecule: messenger RNA, 1327 nt
Organism: Glossina fuscipes
Lineage: Eukaryota; Metazoa; Arthropoda; Insecta; Diptera; Glossinidae
Gene: SamDC
Product: S-adenosylmethionine decarboxylase proenzyme
Exons: 1
Coding region: 126-1202 (358 amino acids)
Biological process (GO): spermine biosynthetic process; spermidine biosynthetic process
Cellular component (GO): cytosol
Molecular function (GO): adenosylmethionine decarboxylase activity
Source: RefSeq, a predicted model, not a curated record
UUUCUGAUAAAAUUAUCAAUUGAAACAUUAAUGGGAGAAAAUUUAAGAUUUUCACUAUCAGUUAGCGUCUAGAAGUAAAAACGCGUGUAGGUUUUUUCACUAAACAAAAUUUGUAAAGUGUGAACAUGGAAGUUACUAAACACUUUUUCGAAGGCGUGGAAAAGCUCUUAGAGAUCUGGUUUGCAGAUACCGAUUAUAACAAAAGUCGUGAUUUGCGUAAGGUACCGCGCUGUGUUUGGGAAACCUUAUUACAGGCUGUUAAAUGUGAAAUUAUAAGUUUUGCCCGCAACCACACGGUAGAUGCGUAUGUGCUAAGCGAGAGUAGCAUGUUCAUAUCAAAACGAAGAUGGAUUUUAAAAACGUGCGGAACCACUACACCGUUGAGCUGUUUAAAGCCUCUAUUAAAUUUGGCUAAGCAAAUGGGUUUUACGGAAGUGAGUGAUGUCUUUUAUUCUCGUAAAAAUUUUUCCAGGCCGGAAUUGCAAUUAUUUCCUCAUCGAGGAUUUUGCGAAGAGGUGGCAUUCUUAGAUUCAGUAUUUGAAAAUGGCCGCUCGUAUUGUUUGGGUUCUAUCAAUCAUGAGUGUUGGUAUUUGUAUACCCUUAGCCACCCGGAGCGAGGUGAACGUAUGCAAAUGACAGAACCAGCAAUUCCUAAACUUGAAAGUUGUUCUGAACCCGAUCAAACCAUAGAGGUAUUAAUGCAAAACUUGGAUCCUAAAAUAAUGAAUAUUUUUACUAAACAACAUUCUGACGAUGCUAAAGAGGCUACGAUUAAUAGUAAAAUCCAUCAAAUUCUCCCCGGUAUGGAAAUCGAUGAUUUUCUCUUCGAUCCCUGCGGUUAUUCUAUGAAUGGCAUUAACGAACGUGGUGAGUAUAUGACCAUACAUAUAACUCCCGAACAUCAAUUUUCGUAUGUCAGUUUUGAAAGCAACGUGGCUUUGAACAAUUAUGCUGAACUCAUCAAUCGUGUGAUAAAAACAUUUCUACCAUCUAAAUUUAUCAUAACUAUAUUUGCAAAUAAAUCGUCAGAAGGCUAUGCUACUAUGCGAGAAUUGGAAGUCACCGAUAUGUUUCAAUGGCAACGCACCGAUAUGCAAUGUUGUAAUUUUCCAUCGUACAAUUUAUUGUUUGCCCAAUAUGUAAUAAACAAUUGUUCUCUGUCCUGUCCCGACAGCGAUGAACAGAUAGACGACGCUCAUUAACAUUAUGCAAAUGUUCGCUUGAGCGUUCCCCUAUUUUAAUUUUUGUUAAUUAUUUGAUGAAUUCAAAUAUUAUAAGCGAUAAAUUUAAUUUUUUAUGUUAAUGCAAACCUGUUAAUACAAUUUAA